GUCGCGGACGGACGUCGUCUGUCGCCGGCGCCCCGCUACUGUGCUGCCAUACCCGCCGCAUCGCUCAUCGCGUCCGCCUCAGUCAGGCACCGGCCGACAUUUUACAUUUGGAUUUAACUUAAAGUUGGUUCGACCCGGACAGGAAUCUAGUAUGGGGUGGAAGUAAAUGUAAACCACUCCGUUUGUUUCCUGCGCAAAUCAGAACCGUACCGGCCGAAACAUGAAUAAGGGAACUGCGAAGAAAAUUAUGAUUGCUGGCAUCAUCAUAGCCAUCCUAUCAAUAAUUGUAGGAUGGUUCGCCUUUCCAGCACUUGUCAGCAUGAAAAUUUCAAAGAGUGUUGCACUCAGAAAACCCAAUGACAUGAGGCAAAUGUGGUCCAAGUCCCCAAUCGCUAUAGAUUUUAAGGUCUACAUGUUCAACGUGACAAAUCCCGAGGAGGCUGCUAAAGGAGAAAUUCCGACGGUGACGGAAGUUGGACCCUACUAUUAUCAUGAGUGGAAGGAGAAGGUAAAUUUGGAGGACCACCCUGAAGAGGACACUGUCUCCUUCCGCAUGAAGAACACCUUUUUCUUCAACAAGACUAUAAGCGCGCCGCUCACUGGCGACGAAAUGAUCACCAUCCCACAUGCCGCUAUGCUGAGUAUGGUCUAUACAGUGGAGCGCGAGAAACCGGGAGCGUUAAAUCUACUGGCGAAGGGAAUUAAAUUUUUGUUUAACAACCCAACGACGCCGUUCCUCACUGCGAAGGCCCGCGACAUUCUUUUCGACGGUGUGCCGAUCAACUGUACCUCCAAAGACUUCGCUACCGCUGCCAUAUGCACGAUGAUCCGUGCAAAUCCCUCGGGACUCAAGCCAGUGGGCGAUGACAUAUUCCUCUUCUCCUUUUUUGGAAUGAAAAAUGCGACGCCGGACGCAACAAAGCUUGAGGUAAAACGGGGAGUGACUGACCCUCAAGAGGUCGGCCUGGUUGUCAAAGUCAAUGAUAAGGAGAAGAUGACCACGUGGAGCGGAGACCCAUGCAACACACCGACCGGCACGGAUUCCACAAUUUUCCCGCCAUUUUUAGAGCAAAGUAAUGAUAUUGUCGCCUUCUCCACGGAUCUUUGCUUAUCUAUCGGCGCAAAGUUCGAGAAAGAAGUUGUGUUCAAGGGAAUUCCCGGCAAUCGGUAUACAGCCACCCUGGGGGACAUGUCGUCUGAUCCUGAAAUGCAGUGCUAUUGCCCUGCCCCUGAUAAAUGCUUAAAGAAGGGCAUUAUAGACCUUACAAAGUGUGCAGGAGCACCGAUCGCUGCUUCACUCCCACAUCUGUAUGAGACACACGAAGAUUAUCAAAAAAUGGUCAAAGGUCUGCAUCCGGAUGUAGACAAGCACGGCAUCAACAUGAUUUUUGAGCCGAUGACAGCUACCCCUGUCAGCGCUCGGAAACGAUUGCAGUUCAACAUCUUCACGCAUCCUGUGGCUAAAAUUGCCGUCAUGAAAACAUUUUGUACUGCUCUUAUUCCGAUUUUUUGGAUCGAGGAGGGCGUCGAUCUGCCGGAUGACUUCGUCAACCUAUUGGAGACGCAGCUGUUCAGAACGCUGCGCAUCGCUGCUGUUGGUCGGUGGAUAGGCGUCGGUCUGGGCUGCCUGCUCGCUCUGGGGGGCCUAGCCGUCUAUAUUCUUCAACGGCAGUCGGUGACCAUCACGCCAUCACCAACGAAAGUACAGGAGAUGAAUGGGCGUCAUUGAGCCGUGAGAGGUAUUUGCUCAAAUUCAUGUAAUAUGCGUUGCUGACUGAAUCGCUCAGGUAUGGCUACGGGUUCGAGUAGUAUGGCGGGUCUCGCGAAAAACCGUUAUUAUCCUUGACAAGCGACUGGCGUGUGCCAUCGUCGGACCUCCCUCUCCACCCUCUAUUAUUUUUUUAAUGUUCCUAAAGACGCUGUAAGACCAAAGCGAACUGUGUGAUAAAGCAAUGGGAGUUUUCGUAGAAGCGUUUCUUGGAAAUCCGUGCGCAAGUAGAACCACGAGGCCAUGCGGGUCAUGGCGUCGUGUGGGAAUUAUGCCCUUUGCGGUAGUCAACCUAAAGCAUGCGAAAAUCCCCACACCCUUUCAACGUGUUUAUUGGUCACUAGGGCCCGUAUGCACAUAUUCACAAGUGGCACUAAGCACCAGUAUUUGAAAUGCAAAAAUGUCCGGGAAAUUUGGCAAGUAAUUGUAUAAGAAACGCAUGCAUGAAUGUUUCCAUAGAAACACAACGUAACAUUCUAUAAAUUUGUCGUAGUUAUUAACCACAUUUUCAAACAUGGUAAAAUCAUGCCACAUUUGGAAGUUUUCACUAAGAAAUAAAGUGUUCAACUAGCGUGCACAUGCAAUUGCUCAACAAUGUGUUGCACACUCUUUAGUGUUUAACUGGAUAUUUGAAUAUAUCGAUGUGUUCAACAGUACAUGUAAACACUUUACUGUGUCCAAAGCUUCAUAGCCAACUCUGAUGUUGAACACUUUUAAGUGUCUGAUGUUGAACACUUUCAAAUGUCUGAUGCUGGACACUUUUAAGUGUUCAAGUUUAAUGUUGAACACUUUAUAGUAUUCAAAUAUCAAGUGAAACAGUUGAACGUGUGCAACAUAGUGUUGAGCACUUGCAUGUGCACGUCAGUUAAACACUUUACUUAUCAGUGUUCACGUAUGAAACGAUCCAGUGAUUACGUUUUCACUUCUACAAUGUUUAUGCAUUUCUCGUGAUGUAUUAUAAGUUUAGUUCGAUGUAAUAUAAGGUCACCGUUGCAGUGACAGCAUGACCAUGACCGUGAUUUUUCUGUAAGUUACCAUAUUUUUAAUGUGUGUUUUUUGGAGCGCGGUCAUUGUUUUCGAGUUUUCGUGGUUUUAGUUGCCGUCGCCUGAUCAGAUCUUUUCUCCAAGUUGUCUAGGUACUAAAGUCAGGUGCAGCCAAAUUUCAUUAGAAAUUGUUAUUACCUUUAAGGCUGUGACUUGGUGGCUAUGGGAAUACUGAGUGUGACCAUUCUGAUUGUAUUCUGAUUCUGUAUGUGGUGCACGUAGAUACUAGCAUAGCGAGGAAUACAGCGUAAGUCAAAUAUUUUUCAAUAAAUGUCGAAUUAUUUA
This is a messenger RNA of Frankliniella occidentalis (western flower thrips), 3097 nucleotides long. RefSeq names its product sensory neuron membrane protein 1-like. Gene Ontology annotation, cellular component: membrane; cytoplasm. NCBI's taxonomy places the organism in Eukaryota, Metazoa, Arthropoda, Insecta, Thysanoptera, Thripidae. The transcript has 10 exons. The record is from RefSeq and is a predicted model, not a curated record. Gene Ontology annotation, molecular function: scavenger receptor activity. The coding region runs from base 221 to 1729 and encodes 502 amino acids.